AACACACGCUGUUGUCAGCUGACCGAGAGUAUCCGACCAAAGCUGUCCAUCAACUGGUAGGAAAAAGGCCCUCAUUAAUGUCAGCUUAGCCAUACUAGUAUCUCGACAGUUGUUUGUAACGACCGUUAUGUGCGCACAUCGGAAAUUACAGUGUCUCUUUUAGACUAUCGUACAUGUAUAAGUGUUGUCACAGAGGAAAGCAUUUGUACAUUGGCCGAGGGGUUGUCCGUUUUUGUUGGAUCCAAGCUGUGAACUGCGGACAAACACAAAUCAACUGGACUUGUACCCAACGAAACCCACUCAAAUGCAGAUUCACCUGUUUUCUUUUGCUGCUGAUCGUGGGAUUUCUUGUCGCCAAUCGAAGGAUAAAGAAAGGGAGAUUGAAAAAAAAGAUUUCCGCACUUCAUGGGCUGCAGCGGCUCACUUAUUUCAAAGGAAGUGAAAUUACUGAAAUUAACUGACUGCUGGAGAGGAGGAAGGAGAUUACCGGAGCCUUUCCUGGACGGUUAUUUCACGCGACCCUGUUAAGGCAGCAGGAGAGAUGUCUGAUACUGGUGCUCUGUAGGACAAACCGUUCCUCAUUCAAGUUUAAUGUAUGCGUCAUCGACAUUAUAUGAAGAUACGAACAUGCUCUUGUGGACAACAUGUGCCUAUAUAAGAUUAAAGAAGCUUACAUGGUCGUGGCACACAGCAUUUCACACCUGACACAGAAAUCACAGGCGGGGACCCCAGUUCGAGUUCCGGUGUGGGAAGGAUGUGGGAAGAAUUCAUCGGAGUAGCUUGAUAAGAUCGAAGUUUUGCACGACUACUGUGAACGGCUUCAGUAUACUUGUUGAUCAACCGAGUGUGCUAUAGAUUUGUUAAUGUGUGGUUGAUUUGCUAUAUCGACGCCAUAUAUUGAAAAUAUCAGACUACAUAAUUCGUCAAAGUUUGUGUCAGUAUCAGCUUUGUUUGUGCUUCAACUUUUCUGUGACAUCUUUUAUCUUUUAUUCAAUUGCUGCCGCUGUCCCGUGUCGUUUAGGAAUUCCAUAACGCACUCUACGCCGAGGGAUAGGCAGCUUCGGUCUCAUCACGCUUGAUCGUCUUUUCUUCUUGUUUUUAAGGCUGCUUUGGUGAAAAUCCCAACGUGUGCUGCGCAGUUUUCUCUCCUUGUUUUCGAAUAAAGCGUCCACAAUAAUUUCAUUGCGUUAUCGGGCUCCACGGAGUGGCAACGAUGGAAUGCGAUAACUCCGGACGAGGCGCGCUUCACCGCACGCUGACCUGGUGGGGCACCCUGAACCAGAUACUCGGCUCAUUAGUGGCGAGCUCUCGGCGUGUGUUUGUACACGUUGCCGUCUAAAACUGACAUAGCUUCCCGAUAGCAUCAAUAGUGAUGUGCCAGGCGUGCGGACUAUGGCAAGCGAGUAUGACGUAUACACUUACUCCUCGGGAGACAACCUCACGGAGCUGUGGCUGGAGAGUUUCGACGACGCUGACAACAGCUCCACCAACGGCACGGACUCGGAAGAACUCGUCAACUUGAAAUAUGCAACGACGCCGUUGGUGUUCAUCUGUUUAGUCCUAGGUAUGAUGAUCCUGGUCACCAUCAUCGGUAACGUUUUCGUCAUCGCCGCCAUCAUCUUGGAGCGCUCCCUCCAGGCCGUCUCCAACUAUCUGAUUCUGUCUCUGGCCGUAACGGACCUGAUGGUGGCUGUUUUGGUAAUGCCGCUCAGUGUUGUGAAUGAGAUAACUCUUACGUGGCACCUCGGCAACGAACUCUGUGACAUGUGGAUUUCGUUCGAUAUACUCUGCUGCACAGGCUCCAUUCUGCACCUCGUCGCCAUUUCCUUUGACCGCUUUUGGGCUGUGUCCGACAUCGACUAUAUUCGACGACGGAACGCCCGGAAGAUCCUGACGUUGGUGGCGGCAGUCUGGAUCGUCGCCAUCUGUGUCUCGAUCCCUCCCCUGUUCGGAUGGAGAGAGGACGACAACUCCCCUGAAGUAACAGGCUAUUGUCAAAUUAGCCAAGACCAAGGAUACACUAUUUACUCAACAGUCGGGGCGUUUUACUGCCCUCUUGUGCUAAUGCUAGUGCUGAAUUACAAAAUCUACAAGGCCGCGAGGUCACGCAUACGUAAAAAGGCGUUCGGAGGCGCAAAAAAACCCAAGAAGUACGACACGGCUGUGGCCGUGCCGUCAACAAAAGUCAUUGGUGCGGACGGCGUUUCAAUGAACGUCUCCUCUGGAAGUGACGUUGACAGUCACGACGGCUACAGCAGCUUCAAUGGCUCGUGUCUUCACUUGAACGAAAUUUCUCAAGUGGAAAGUUCGGUAGAUCUGAGAGAAGAAGAAAAUGGGCUGAUGGAAAAUGAUUCGGACGCUUCCAUCAACCCCACUAGACUCACCAGCACAACUCUUGCCCCCUCUACUCUCAGCCCGCCUCCCCUCAGCUUACCUGGUCGAAAGGGCUCAACAUGCAAAAUCCCCAAACCCUCGUCAAAACUGACACCGAGGACGCCAACAAAGUGUAACAACAACAACAAGAUGCACAGAAAAAAAGAAAAAGAACGCUUGAGGAAGGAAAAGAUUGAGAUGAAGCGCGAGCGAAAAGCCGCACGCGUGCUUGGCAUCAUAACGGGUGCGUUUGUCGUCUGCUGGUUGCCUUUUUUCGUCAUCGCCUUAAUUGGACCAUUCUGUGGAAGCAAUUGCUACUUUCCGGACGCUAUGAUCAGCGUGUUUCUCUGGCUGGGUUAUUUUAACAGUUUACUCAAUCCCGUUAUCUAUACCAUAUUUAAUCCAAGUUUUCGGACGGCUUUCCGAAAACUCUUAUUCGGCAAAUACCGAAAAGUAAGAAUCAAAGUGGGUAGAUGAGACUUUGGUGACGUGCUGACGUCAUCACUGGACGCCUCACUGUCACAGACGAAUGACGCACUGCGCGAGACUAAAGUGACCAAUGUGUCUGUGACGUCUUUUUUUUAAACCAACGGCAAAUGAUAUUAUUUCGUUGCUGUGGUGAUUUUUGGCAACGGUACCGCCAUAUACAUGUAUGUAUCAUUCCAGUAUUCACCAAUCUAAACGUUAUGAGGAUGAGAUAUAUAUAUUGUUAGCAUGCUUCCGAAGGUUUACUCUGUUUCAGCUUUUUUUAAAACAUGCAAGUCGUGUGUAUAAUAUAUAGACCCUUAAUGCAUAUGUCGGACGCAAAGAAUUACUUUAUUUCAACCUGUGACACUUAAUGCAAAUUUGUAACUGAACCAUCUGGCUGUACAGAGACUUUCUAGGUUCACAAUCUGUGAUCUAAUCUCAUAUUAAGAGACCAUAAUAAAAAAAAUGUGCAUCUGUAAAUAAACCUUGUGUACAA
Liolophura sinensis is the source of this 3337-nucleotide messenger RNA. Its product is annotated as 5-hydroxytryptamine receptor 1D-like. NCBI's taxonomy places the organism in Eukaryota, Metazoa, Mollusca, Polyplacophora, Chitonida, Chitonidae. The transcript is spliced from 4 exons. The record is from RefSeq and is a predicted model, not a curated record. Bases 1393 to 2850 code for a protein of 485 amino acids. Gene Ontology annotation, cellular component: plasma membrane. Gene Ontology annotation, molecular function: G protein-coupled receptor activity. Gene Ontology annotation, biological process: adenylate cyclase-activating adrenergic receptor signaling pathway; positive regulation of MAPK cascade.